Molecule: messenger RNA, 1328 nt
Organism: Pyrenophora tritici-repentis Pt-1C-BFP
Lineage: Eukaryota; Fungi; Ascomycota; Dothideomycetes; Pleosporales; Pleosporaceae
Product: SURF-family protein Shy1
Biological process (GO): mitochondrial respiratory chain complex IV assembly
Cellular component (GO): mitochondrion; membrane
Source: RefSeq, a predicted model, not a curated record
ACCCAAUCGCAAUCACCCCACCCCCACCACAACAAAGGAGAGGGGGACGCACAAAAUGUCGAAACUAAACCCCCUGCUCAAUCUCUUCCGAAGAUAUCACACGCAAAACCUUCGUACCUCGAUACGAACCCCACGCUUCCAAUCCGCAACCCGUCCACAAUGUCGAUGCACGCGCUUCCAACCACAUGUCUUGCUCUUCCGGCAGCAAAAACGCUACGUAGGCGGCGGACCAGGCCUAGACCCAAACUUCGUUUCCAUCCUCGAUCGUCCCACCAAAAUGGCGCGCGCAGGCCAACAGCACGGCCCGGGCCUCAUCAUCCUCGCCAUUAUACCCGUCACCGCUUUCCUGCUCGGAUGUUGGCAGGUGCAGAGGUUGGGCUGGAAGACGGAUCUGAUUGCGCGGUUUGAGGAUAGGUUGACGUUUCCGCCGCUGGAGCUGCCGCUCAGAAUUGAUCCAGAGGCUGUCAAGGACUUUGAUUAUAGAAAGGUGUAUGCCACGGGCGUGUUGAGACAUGAUCAGGAAAUGUUGAUUGGGCCCCGCAUUCUGGACGGCGAGGAGGGGUAUACGGUUGUGACGCCCUUGGAGCGCAAAGAUGCAAGGGGCAAUGUGCACAAGAUACUGGCGUGUAGAGGUUGGAUUAAGAAGGAAGCGAGUCCGCAAUGGUUUCGCAAGAAGAAUGGUGCGCUGCCAGAAGGCGAUGUUACCAUUGAGGGUCUGCUGAGGAUACCACCCAAGGGAAACAUGUUUACGCCCAAGAACGAACCUGAGAAGGGCAAGUGGUUUUUCCCCAGCGUCGAGGAGAUGGCAGAAUACAGUGGAAGCCAGCCUGUGUGGGUGGAGGAAACAAUGACGCCGGACCUGCUCACAAACUAUGAGCGUGAGCCAAAAGGUGUACCAAUUGGAAGAGCGCCGACCGUGAACCUGCGGAAUAACCAUACGCAGUACAUCUUCACGUGGUACGCGUUGAGCUUCGCAACCUCGGUCAUGUUUUGGAUGGUCGUUAAAAAGCCCAUGUCGGGCACUCAACGACGAGUACGACACAGUGUUGACUGGUCGUAAAAUACUAUCAUCGCCUUUUACUCGUCAUCAUCCUCUUCUUCUUGUACAGGAUUUAGCCGCUUCCGUUUUUGGCCCUUUAGCUUGGUUGGUGGCUCCAUGCGUAGCUGCUGGAGUAGUUCUCUAGGAAGCAUUUUUUGCGCUAGCGAAAACGACGUACUACUGUCUGUAGUCGUCCGGGUUCUGCUCGUCGUUAGUGAACCGACUUGAAUGUAGGUUAGAUCAUGUACAACAUACCGUUUCAUAAGCGCUACGACGUCGCUUUCUUCAA